AAUUGAAACAAUUUAUAUCUAACUAUAUUGAAAUAAAAUUUUCAAACUAUUUCUUUGUACUGAAUUUUUUUUCGUAUAUUUUGGGAUUAUUACCAAAUAAAAUAUUUUAAACUAACUUUUAUAAAAGCGUUUAAAACGUUUGUAUAACACAGAUAAUGAAGUUUCUAUUUUAAUUACAACUAUAACUGAAUCACGUGUACUGCAAUAGCCAUGCCCUCGGAUACCCAGAAUUGCUCACCUAAGCCGAUAUUUAAAGGAUUGACAAAAUUAUUUCUGAAAGCUUUUGGCACGAAGAAAUUGCCAGCGGGAUACGUGAAAGGAGACGGUUAUGGUCCAAAGACGAAGAAACAACAUUUCGCCAAGUUAUUUACUCAAUUCUACAUUCUUAUAUUGCUGGCUAUUAUAUGUGUUUUUGCUUUUCUCCUGAUGAUUAUACUCUUGUUGUGGUAUUGCAACAGAGACAAAUAUAAAUCAGAGCCAUGUAGGAACCCAAAAUUAUGUACUAGAUUACUAACUUCAUUGCUUCUACUGUCGCUUAUAUUGCUAGCACUCUUCCUUUUUAUUACUUUCAAUAACCUUUUGCAUCUAAAUAAAUUAUAUAAUAAAUCAAAUAAUGAAUCAAGAACUUCUGAUGGCGGGAUAAUUAAAGAUGUCAACGAAAUCCUUGGCAAGGAUUUUAGAGACUUAACAAAUACAUCAUUAUUUAAAUGCAGAAGAUCUCCGUCACUGACAGAUGUUUAUCCUGAAACAACAAAAGCGCGAAAAGUUUCUAUCGCCGAUCGUCAAAUGUUCGAACAUUUCAGAACAACAUCAAUCGAUCCAAUUUUCCCAAAUAUUUUACUGUAUGAUGAUUUAUUUCGCAUGUUUUCCCGAAAUUUUAGUGCCUUUUAUGCACCAUUAGAAUUUGGAAAGAGUCUUGUUUCUAAAACCAAAUCUACUCUCUAUAAUGAUCAAAUAUUUUCAUUACACAAAUGGGGAGAACUGUAUCAUUCUGCAAGCGCAAUUAAAUAUUUGAUGAAUUAUUAUAAAGAUACGGCGCGGUCGGACGAAGUACGGUCACAUGUCUGCAAUCUAAUCCGGAAAUACUUUACUACAUUAGCUUCGUAUGCCAAAGUGCAGAAGAGUUAUCUCAACAGAAAGAUUGAAACGUAUUACCUGAGCAGAGAUUCGGUCAUAGCGCCACCAUACAUAUUUGGUCAAAUAGUGUGCAUUAUGGCGAUUGUGAUUCUUGUGGUGUUUCUCUUAUUCUUAAUGUGUACAUUGUGUAUGAAAGGCCAUAUAAUGAUUAAGGCACUGUUAUUUAUUUUCAUAAUUCUCACACUGCUUUUAAUUCUGAUGUCGUUUGUUACAUUUUACCAUUUCUUCUAUGGAGUUAUUGAAUAUAAUGGAUUCUGUCGUAUAAGGGGAAAUUCAACCAGAAAAGAUUCUUUCAAUCACGUGAUGUUAACAGAAUGCACCAACGACCAGAAUUUAUAUACAUUACUGUCAAAACAUAAUUUGAUUGUACCAUUUUCCAAGUGGAUUGAUCUAAAUGGAACAAAUAUAAUGAAAACCUGCAAAGACACAUGCCGGCCCUUGAACAUGUCGAUGCUACAGGAGUUACGUCCAAAAGUUCAGGGUUUUCCGAUCAGUAAUCAAUUUUGUAAAUUUAAACCGGUCACUUCAACGUGGAUUAUAUAUAUACGUUUAUCACAUAUGUAUUAUGCCUCGAAAAAAAAUCGAUAUUACAUGAUUGACGGCAACCCAGCAUUAACUUAUUACUACAAACGUGUUAACUCCACACUUUGCCUUUUGGAUUUAGCAAGGCAGGCAUACAAUUUUCGCCCAAGUGUCAAUAGAACACAAUAUUUGAAAUGCAGAGCUGCUUACAAAGUUGGUAAAGAUUUCCACACGGUCUUUCCGAAUUCCAUUACGGAAGCGGGAACUAUGUGUGAUAAGACUACCAGUAAAUGUAAAGACUUUCACGAUCAAAAUAUACCAAAAAUCGUUGCUGAUGUAACUAAAUAUAAAGAAAAUGCUGAAGUCAGACUUAAGAAGGCGCUGGGAUCAUGUGCAAAUGUUCUUCCUAUAGUUACAACAAAACAAAAAAAAUCAUGUGAUUGCGAAACGUAUAUACUGAACGGUGUCUGGGUUGGUGGUUUGCUGUUCGUACUAACUUUGUUAUUGGCGCUACUUUUGCUGACCUGUUUAAUAUGUAAACUAGAAAGAUGUAGAGAUCCUUAUGGGGAUGGAAGACGCAGAGGAAGGCGUAGUCUUGGAAGGCUGCAUGAUGCCUCCGCGGAGUCGAUACUACUGCCGGCGAUAACAUUACCAAGACGUGUAAUAGAUUCACUAGAGGAUGACGAAAAUCCCAGCGUUACCUACCACGUAAAGAAACUAAAUUAAUUGCCGGAUAUUUUUAUAUUUUAUAUUAACAUAAAUAUUAAAUAUUAAAUCCGCUGAUGAGCGGAACUUCUAAAAGGU
Molecule: messenger RNA, 2463 nt
Organism: Zeugodacus cucurbitae (melon fly)
Lineage: Eukaryota; Metazoa; Arthropoda; Insecta; Diptera; Tephritidae
Exons: 15
Coding region: 211-2385 (724 amino acids)
Source: RefSeq, a predicted model, not a curated record